Messenger RNA from Venturia canescens, 1281 nucleotides. Its product is annotated as carbohydrate sulfotransferase 11-like. Gene Ontology annotation, molecular function: sulfotransferase activity. Bases 1 to 1260 code for a protein of 419 amino acids. The record is from RefSeq and is a predicted model, not a curated record. The transcript has 5 exons. Gene Ontology annotation, biological process: carbohydrate biosynthetic process. Gene Ontology annotation, cellular component: membrane. NCBI's taxonomy places the organism in Eukaryota, Metazoa, Arthropoda, Insecta, Hymenoptera, Ichneumonidae.
AUGCUCGAUCGUAACACAUGUUGCUUCUUGAUAAUUUCCUUAUCUCCCUCACUCACCCCCGCAAUCGAAGCUCUCCACCGGAAGCAUCUAAUCUUCCUUUUGUCUCCCUGGAAGAGACAGAAAAACCAUUUCUCAGUUUCUACGAGUAUGUAUCCGACAUCGAAACUCGUUAAAUAUUUUCUCAUCGUUGUCAUUCAUAUUUUGGCUUUUUAUCUCGUACUUUUUUUUUUUAUAAAUUAUAAAAAUGGUGAUCAAACGGUGUUGCUUGAAAUAAAUGAUAAUUCAGAAACGCUGGAAUUUGACAGCUCGAUUUCUGAAAGUUUUUUCUAUUUUGAAGAACAAUCGAUCGUAGAAUUUGAGAACUUAGAGGUUGGAGGUCUUGUUACAACGGAGAAAUUGCAACAAAAGUUUCGAAGAGUUUUCGACAUUUGUGAUAAAUACAACUUGACAGAAAGCUUGAGAAAAAAACACUUUUUCUACAGUCCCAAACACGAAGCUCUCUACUGUUGGAUACGAAAAGUAGCUUCAACGAGUUUUACCAAAUUUUUUAGUGAAUUGAGAGGUCGAAAAGUAGUCCGAAAUUAUUAUAGGGAAAUCGAUUAUUUGGCACCAAAGAGUAUAGACGAAUUGAAAAGAAUUAUAAACAAUACGAGAGCGUUCAAGUUCUUGGUGGUUCGACAUCCUUUUCAGAGACUUGUUUCAUCGUACAGAGACAGAAUAGAGGAUAACUCACGUUUUACAGCACAAGCCUGGAUUUAUGUGCCUCGAAUAUUUCGUGUCACGAGACCAGAAUUGUUUCGUUCUAACGGAUCAGAAGGUAAUGGAUUGCAGCGUAUCUUCGAUUCUCACAAAAGAUUGAAAUUGGUACCAUCGUUCAAGGAAUUCAUAGUGUGGCUGUUGAAUCAGCCAUCGGAAAAGGAAGACGAUCAUUGGAGUCAAUAUCACAAGCAGUGUUCAAUCUGCAACGUGAAUUUCGAUUAUAUCCUUAAUUUGGAUAAUUAUACCAUAAAUGACGUGACUUAUAUAUUCAAAAGGCUUCAACUCGACGAGAAGCGUGCGUAUUUACCAAAAAUUCAGUCAAGUCGCGGAGGCAAAAGUGAUUUCGCUCGGACGUGCGAAUAUUUUAACGAGUUAUCACGAACUCUCGUGAUACGGUUGUACGAACGUUAUAAAAUAGACUUUGAAAUGUUUGGAUACAGGCACGAAGAUUAUGUGAAGUGUUGUGGAGAAGUAGAUUGUGGAAUUGUAAAAGAUAAAUAAAAAAAUUUUUAAAUUCUUAAA